AUGUUGGGGUGGUCUGAUGGCGAGCAGCAACUUCAAUCUCAGACCGGGGAGGGUAGCAACUCUCAGCAAAUUCUCUACAUCGACAAUGCUGUGGACCCACUAUUCGGAUUCCAUCAUCCUCAACAUGAUGAGACUGUUGAUCACUCGUUUAUGUCGCGGUCUGCGAGCCAGCCGACUCACAAUGAUGUGGACCCGAUAUCUGGAUUCCAUCAUCCUCAACACGAUGAGACUUUUGAUCGUUUUAUGUCACAGUUUGCGAGCCAGCAACCUAGUCUCGAUCAUCGCGAUGUAGUCGCAGGUUCACUGCAGGAUGACGGCCAUCACGGGCCACACACCCUAGUCCAUCCCAAACCGCGUUAUGCCAUUCCUCUAGAAUUUUAUGCUGCCUGGCCGACGUCCCCUCCACAUCUUUCUCACCCGCUUGCCGCGCAUGCGGAGAGCUCUUCCAUGCACCAACCCGAAAGCCAGGAAGACCCUGCGCCCGUUUCGAGUCACCAGACCACGUUAAUCGGGCCACCAAUAUUGGAUGGAGCCUUGUUCGACAAGUCCACAUCUUCGAGUCAGUUGGAUGUUGCCGUCGAAUCCUCUCAUUUCGACGAAGUCAGUCGGCACAAGACAAUCUCCCACAGCCGUAGCAAACCUAACAAGGCUCGCCGAAUCCUCAAGAACGCUAAACGUGUCGGUAUGGAGCGAUCUGAGUUUUACAGAAAAGUUGAAGCUGGUGCAUCCUCCACCACUGCCGAAGGCUCGUCCGGGACGUCUUCCAAAUCAGAUGUGAAGAUUGUCCCCGGAUCCGGCAUCAGAAAGUUGUUGGAGAUUCUUCGAGUAGGAAUGAGACUCUACAUCUUCAGGGUGUCAAUCUUACCCGCCACCGGUACACUUUCGAACGUAAUAGAUGCUGCGUGGAAAGAUGUGGCCGACAAUCAACUCAGCGGAGCUGACCAGGCCUGGGCUCGGCACAUGCUGACUGACAAGAAGUACGUCGACGAGAGGAUGGGCUCUGUGAUCGAUGAAGUAUCUCGGGAGAUGACGGCGGCAGCAAGAUUAUUCACCUAUCACUACUACAAAAUCGACUUUGACGACCUGACCAUGGUAGUGGAGAAGUUGGCCAUCAACACGCGCGUCAAACAAAUUCAAGGUCUAGUAGCAAACGACGUAUUCAUCUAUGGACAACUAUCUGUCAAUGGAGUUGACUUCGGCACCGUCGCGUUCGCAAGUGAAACCAUCAUUCGGAUGAUCCGAUACUUAUUACGCGACGGCCCACACCAGUACCACAGAUAUAUUUCACAAGCCAAUUAUGGACCAUUACUCGCAAUGACCGCUACGGUCUGCCGGUGGGCGUUGCAAGAACAUGAGACGGGUAGCUUUGUCGAAAGCCAGUUUUUGCCAGAAGAAAAUACGCAAUAUUAUUCUCGCUAUCAUGCUAUCUUCAAAGGUUUGGAUGCUAAAGCGGUUGCUGCUCUUAUCCUCGGACCAUCUUAUCUCGGAGCUGUCAACUUUUACAUUCAAUACGUUGUACUUGUGUCUCGUUGUACGAAUUCUUUAGGUUACGGUGCUAGGCGGAAGCCUUCAGGGACUCGUCGGGCCCAAGCAUCCCUGAAAGGGCCACCCUCCGGCACACAAAAGUUCGGCUCCCACUUCCAAAUCGCUACUAUGGAGCAAUCAUGUGAGACUCUCAUUUGGUCGGGUGGGCAAGUAAGUCUAUAUUGUGCCCAGGUCAUUCAAGCGCACUAUGUCUCCCGCCGGUCGUACUCGUCGCAGUUGUACUCAGAAGAUUGUUUUACAGAACACUGCUGUCGACUCGGAUUCUAUUCCGUCUACUCGCCGGCGCUGCUCGGCUCUCGUCUUCAGACUACUACAUAUCUCCUCGGUGCACGUCAAGAACUUCCCGAUGUUGAUGCGGAAGAGAUCAAUCGUAUUCGUGCUGUUCAGCCAUGGUAUUCGCAGGCCGAGUCAGAGCCAUCGGAAGGACAACUCACAGACCAGGAAAAAGUUCCCGUACACACUGACCAUUUCCCUCUCGAGAAAGUUGAAUUUAGGAUUCCUUUGAACACUGCGGAUAGGAACAAAUCUACAACAUACGUGGACCAUUUUUACGCCGAAUCGGACCUGAGUCCCAUGGAUAUAUUCGACUCGAUGAGGGCGGUGAUGGGUCUUCCAAAGACCUAUGAGCACUUAGGGUGGCGCCUGUCUACAGCUCGCCGGAUGGACCCGCCUCAUCGACUUUUAACGGCUCAAGAUCUCAACAGCGCCUUCAAAACCGCAAGGGCAGAGCAGUUGUCUGGACGGAAACAGAAGAGAAUUGCAAUUGAAAUCAUAAACACUAUGCCUGUGUUGAAAGAGAAGCCAACCAACUUGCCCAUAGAGCAUGUAUCGCCCUUUAAUCGUACACUUUCCGAACAAAAAGGUGACGGCCCUUUGAUGGCCCCUCAACCACUCAAGAGGACGUUUGCGAUGUAUAUGGAGAGUGACGAUGACGAAGAAACUGAUGACGAGCCGCCACAAGGCAUCGAUGAUAUCCUUACAAGCAUCCAUUCUCGUUUUCCUGCGAUGAACUUGCCGCAAUAUUCGAAGAUGCUGAAGGAGCAAGGCAUAUUUUACCUGCCCACCGCAACACACUUUAGUGGUAGGUUUUAUAUGGAAAAAGUUGGCAUGUCGGAGGGCGCAGCAUUUACGUUUCACACUGGUGUCUGUAAUGCGCAUAUGAAGUACGUGCGUGCGAAGGCGAGCAGAAAGGCCAAAAGGAAAGUACAAUCUGACAGCAAAGAUAAGGAAAAUAUUCAAGCUCUCGAGCAAGUAGUAACAAUGAUACUCAGCCAGUGCAUGCGUCGCCGUCUGUCACACUCGGAGCCUCUCUUGCACGCGCUCUCGACGCCUCUUCAAGUCGUAGCAUAA
Molecule: messenger RNA, 2895 nt
Organism: Suillus discolor
Lineage: Eukaryota; Fungi; Basidiomycota; Agaricomycetes; Boletales; Suillaceae
Exons: 10
Coding region: 1-2895 (964 amino acids)
Source: RefSeq, a predicted model, not a curated record